UGAACCCACAUUUAUGUGACUAUUGAAUAGAACACCAGUACACAUACAAUUAUUUUACAUAUAAAUAAAACUCGAUAACUAAAUAUUCUAAACAGUGGAUUAAAACAGAAAUAGGAGUUAUGAGUACAGUUAAAGUUGAAACUUAGAUGGACUUUGAUGGAUGCUAAAAUAUGAAAGAACAUGGAAUGGCUUGGAGGAGUUAUAAUAUGUCUGCCUAAUGGGCUAAGUAAACUUACAAUAGCUUGAACUAUGUAUGGUUAAGUUUACACAAAAUGGCUUUGAUAUUUCAGCUGAAAAGUAUUGAGCACGUCACUGGAAAAGCUGAUCGCUAUGUGACCAUUGAAUUCAGAGAUUAUGUCCAGAAAUCCAAAAUCUACCGGAACAUUAGGAACAAUGGCUACUUUGGAGAGUCAUUCGAAUGGCCAGUUGCCCGGGCAAUUGAGGGAACAGAGGUCAUCACAGUUAAAUUGUACAACCACAACAAAUACUUGAGUAACAAGUUGGUGGCAACAUAUACAAUAUGGCUGCAGGAGGUGGCAAAGACUGGCCAUAUCAGCCUCCGUGACCACAUGCUCAAUAAAAACAAUGAAGCACUAAGGACGAUGAUCAACUAUGAACUUAAAUACUACAACCCAGAUGGCUCUAUAGGUGAUUGGAAUAUGGACCAGUUUACAUACCCUGUAUUGGACACCUGGCAGGAUGAUGAUGAACUGGACUCUGUUGAUAACCAGUCUGUUCAGAUGAGCCUCCUUGACAGUGUAAAUGAUAGUGUGGAUGAUGAGAAUGCAAUGAUCACUGAGCCACUCAUCCCUAAGAGGCGCAAUGACAUAACAGAUGUGAAUUCUGUCCAAGUACGAGACUUCCAGGUCUCUGUGAAUAUCGUAGAAGGUCAGCAACUGGUAGGGAUGGACAUAGAUCCAGUUGUAAAAGUGAGAGUUGGCAACAAACUUAAGAUGACAUCAAUCAAGAAAUCAACAAACAAUCCUUACUACAAUGAGUACUUUGUGUUUGAUUUCCACGCAGCUCCUUCUUUUGUGUUUGACCAAGUGAUUUCCCUAACAGUGAUGCAUUCAUACAACCUCCCUGGUAGAGAGUACACUAAGGCAGUUAACAUGGUGGCUGGGAAUGUGAUUGGAGCAUUCAAGAUAGAUGCAGGAAUGGUUUACUCUGCUACAGAUCACAUGUUUUACCACAAGUGGGCUGCCUUGAUUGACCCAAAGGACAUCAAUGGAGGAAUAAAAGGUUACCUUAAGGUAGACAUACAAGUAGUGGGCAAAGGGGACAAGAUAAAGGUACCUACCAAGCCAGAUGUUGAUGAGGAUAAUAUUGAAGCGAACCUACUGAUUCCUAAAGGAACGACAGCUGAUCGUCAAACUGCAAGUUUCUCUGUAAGAAUUCACAAGGCGGAGGAUCUGCCCAAGAUGGAUUCUGGGAUCGUGGCUAAUCUGAAAAAAUCAAUGACAAUUAUAGGGCCAAAAGCAUAUAUUGACCCUUUUGUAAGGGUUUCCUUUGCUGGGAAUUCUGGAAGGACAUCUAUAGUGAAAAGUUACGACCCUGAGUUCAAUCAACAGCUAGUGUUUACCGAUAUGUUUCCUCCAUUGUGUAAUAGAAUGAGGAUAGAUCUUUGUGACUCAGACGCCAUGAUGGAUGAUACCAUAGCAACCCAUUUUCUCGACCUGGAAAAGAUGAGCAAUGAUGGAAAUGAUGGUUUCUUGCCAACAUUUGGUCCAUCUUGGAUCUAUAUGUAUGGCAAUACUCGCAAGUACAGUGCUGUGAGUGCUCUAGACAAAGUUACUAACUCUGAGGCGGCGGGCAUGGGGUCCACAUAUAGAGGGCGCAUUCUCUUAUCAGUCAAGACAGAAAUCAUGGACUCUACGAUAAGUGGACCUUCACAAUGUUCCAAGUCUGCUGCUCUUCCAAUCUCAGAGAAUGCUCCAGGACCAAAAGAGGACUUUUUCUUAUUUGGAUCAUUAUUAGAGGCUACCAUGAUAAAGAAAGAGAUUGGCAAGAAAGCUCAGGACCCAAAGUUUCCAAUUUAUUUUGAGUUUAGUAUGGGUAUUGUUGGAAAUGAUCUGGACAAGAAGCCUUCAAACGACAUUUUUGACCUGCCAUUAGGUGACGACGAUGAUGAUGAAGAAGGUCGUCAAAAGAUUAUAAAGAAAGAUUCACUUCCACAUGAUAGUACCACAAAGCCUGGGAAGCCUCUCACUGAGGAUGGAAACUAUUAUCAUAUGCCUUACAGCGGUGACAAGCCUUGUGUUUAUCUGAGGGGCCUCUAUGAAGAUAACCGCAAGAGACUGUACAAUACUAAUGCUAUAGAAAAGAUAUAUAAGAAAAUGGAUGAAGGUUUAGAGGAGUUGACGAUGAUGUUAGCACUGGAAAAGAAGUACCCAGAGAGGCGACUGAGAGGUAUAGUAGCAGAACUUAUCUUGAGCUGUGAAAGAUAUGUCAGCCAGUUUAAGGGACAGGAGGCACAGGGAAGAACAUCACUUGACAAGGAGAGGUUCCGCAUGUGUAUUGGUAGAAUAGAUAAAGCAAAGAGAGAGCUUACAAAGAUAAAUAAGAAGAUAACAAGUGAGAAUGUCAAGCAGAAGAUACGUGAUCUGAGAGCAAUGGCCAAAAAAUUAAAAUUCCUAGCAGAUGAGCCCCAACAUGUUCUGCCAGAUGUAUUCAUAUGGAUGAUCCAAAAUGGCAAGAGAAUUGCAUUCCAGAGGAUCCCUGCAAAAGAGCUGAUUUAUUCUGUCAAUGAGGAUGAACGUGGGAGACUCUGCGGAAAAGUUCAAACGUUGUUCCUUAGAGAUGGGAAGUUCGAUCAGCUGACACAACGGGUUCUUCCUGGUGUUCUGACUACAGUGCCAAAUGGAUGGGCCAUUCAGGCUAAGCUCCAGGUUUACUUCUGGUUAGGAGUCUAUAAGAACAAGAGAACCUACCUUGAUGGGCUGCCCAAGGGAUAUACUUCCACUCCAGAAAUAAAGAAUGCUCAAACCUUGCCUCCAACUGUCAUUCAAUAUAAAUCAAAGCAGGUAUUUCAACUACGAGCAUACAUUUAUCGAGCGAGAGGUUUGAUUGGCUCAGAUGACACUGGCCUGUCAGACCCUUUUGCAAGAGUGAUCAUGGGUAAUGGAUGCAAAAAGACUCAGGCGAAACGUGAAACUCUGAAUCCUCUCUGGGAAGAGGCUAUCAUUGUGGAUGAUAUUGAAAUAUUUCGUCCUGCCGAUGAUAUCGUUGAAGAUCCACCAACAGUGAUGGUUGAGAUCUAUGACUGGGACCAUGUGGGUGACCCAGAGUUUAUUGGGCGUACUAUUGCUGUCCCCGCUGUUAAGCUUGCAUCUGUUGCUUACACUGAACCUGAUUGGCCAGCCAAACUUCAGUGGCUAGAAGUGACUCGGGGUGAAAUAUUUGGAGGACAAAUUCUUGCCUCAUUUGAGCUGUUACAGGGAUCCAAGCAUCUGCCACUGCCAGAGGUGCUCAAUCAAGCUGAAAUAGAAAAGGCUGCUUUAAAGAAAGUAGUGAUUGAGCCCAUAUACUCCAUUCCUCCAUCUAUUCUUCCAAAUCUGGUCUCAUAUCGCAUAGAGACAUUAUUCUGGGGUGUGCGUUUAAUGCGUCGUGUACAGCUGCUGUCUGUCAGCAGCCCAAGAGUGGACAUAGAAUGCAAUGGAGUGAGACUAAAGUCAACAAUAAUACCAAAUGCAUCCAAACAUCCAAACUUUACUGUUGAUUACCUGCAGUAUGUAGAUGUGGAUCUCCCUGAAAACCUAAGCUAUUGGCCUCCUAUUGUUAUCCACUGUGUGGAUUGUCGCAACUUUGGACGUGAGGUCCUUGUUGGGACUGCAACGGUGCCUCACCCACAGAAGUUCAUGCACAAGGAGGUCAAGGCAAUCACCGAGGUUACAACGGACACAGGAGGGACACCUCCUGGGGGUCCUGCACCUCCCCCUGGGAGUGUUCAUGGUAGUCGACCUGGGACACCACUUACCAAUGGGCGUCCUGCCAAUGGGCAACUACCAAGCAAUGGGCAUCAACUAGGGAAACAAUCUAAAGAUGAUAAAGGAAGUGUCAGGAGCUUAUUGUUUGGAGGUAAAUCCAACAAAGGCUCCCAUGCUGGGUCUGUCAAAGGGGAUACCAAACCUGCUGAUGUUGCCAUCACAAUAGAGGAGACAAGUCCAGAUGUUGGUUUCAAACCUGAUGCAAAGCCAUCUGAUCCUAAUGCAGGGGGAAUAGACAAUAUGGGAUUUGAGAGUCCAGAUGAAGAGCCACUAGAGGAGGAAGAACAGGAUGGUAGGAAACCGUCAAAAGAAGAAAUGGAGAUACUUGAUUGGUGGAGUAGGUACCACGCCUCCCUUAAUGAUUACGAGAAGGCACUACAAAGGCAACUUGCUAAAAGGAAGAAAGAAGACCCUGAGGAAAAGGAUGAUGACGAUGAUGAUCCAACUGACGCUGACAGUGAAGAAGAGAUGAUGAUCGUGAAGAAGAAGAAGGAGCCAGCCAAGGUCAGGUUCAAGAAAGCAGGAAAAAAAUUGAUCAGUUUUGCUGGGAAUAAGAUAAAGUCCAAGAUGAAUAACGAUGAGAAGGAGGAUCUACCAGACCAGAAUGUGACAUUCCUGAAGGAUGAGAAUGAGGACAACAGCUACAUCUCUAGAAUAAAGAUCUAUAAUGAAGAGCUUGAGGGUCUUUCUGAGUUCAGCAACUUCACUGAGAUUCUUCACACUUUCCCUCUCUACAGGGGUAAGGUUGUUGGCGAUGAGGACAUUGAUGAUGACAGCAAACUGGCUGGAAAGUUUAAGGGGUCAUUUUGCAUAUAUCCGAAACCAGAGAAUGAGGAGAUCACUACUCUUGACUCAGUUGAGCCUCAAAAGGCCUUAAAAAAAUCCAAGAAGGCUAAAAAGCACAAAGGUCCAGUUUUGAAGCUGAUGAAACAUCUGCCAAGCAUUGAACCAGUAGCUGUGGCUGUUAGGGUCUAUAUUGUAAAGGCGUUAGAUCUCCAUCCCUCUGAUCCUAAUGGUAAGGCUGACCCCUAUUUGGAGGUGUCUCUUGGGAAACAGACUGUGAAUACAAAGGAUAACUACAAACCUAGAGCACUCAAUCCAGUCUUUGGACAGGUGUUUGAGUUUGAUGCGAUGUUUCCUGCAGACUCUAUUCUAACAGUGAGGAUCAUGGAUUGGGAUUUGUUGACCUUUAGUGACCUGAUCGGAGAGACCACUAUUGACCUGGAGGAUCGGUAUAUCAGCAAACACCGAGGAGGCUGUGGCAUAGCAAAGCAAUAUGAAAUAUUUGGUUACAACAAUUGGCGUGACCCAGAGAAACCGACCAACAUUGUACACAAUCUAUGCAAGAAAUACAAAAUCAACCAGCCUGUUUAUAAUGUUGACAAAGUCACCAUAGAAGGCCAGACAUACUCUGCCCCUGCAGAAAUAGAGGAUGAACAUGGUGAAGCCAAGGGGACCAACGAGCACCUUGCUUUGGAGGUAUUACAUCACUGGGAAGAAAUCCCUAAAGCUGGAUGGAAACUUGUCCCAGAGCACUUAGAGACUCGAGCCUUGCAUCGCCCUGACAAGCCUGGGGUGGAGCAGGGGAGGCUUCAGAUGUGGGUUGAUAUGUUCCCCAAGCAUCUCCCCCCUCCACCUGCACCAACUGAUAUUACUCCGAGGGAGCCAAAAGGCUACGAAUUACGUGCAAUUAUAUGGAACACAGAAGAUGUAGUUUUAGAUGACAGUAACAUCUUGACAGGUGAAAAGUCUAGUGAUAUCUUGGUUAAGGGCUUCUUCAAGGGGAAUGAUAUAGACCUUCAAGAAACAGAUGUGCAUUACAGGUCUAUGUCAGGGGAGGGUAACUUCAACUGGAGAUUCAUUUAUAAAUUUGACUACUUAGAGGCAGAGAAAAAGGUUUCAUACAAAAUCAAGGAGAGUCCCCUUGCCCUGGAUGAAACUGAGGUUAUUUUACCUCCCAGACUCACUCUCCAGAUAUGGGAUGCUGAUCUUGUCAUGUCCAAUGAUUUCUUAGGUGCGGUGACGCUUGACCUCAACAAGAUGCCGCUUGGUGCUAAAAAUGCAAAAAACUGUAAAUUAAAAAUGAUGAAUUCAGAUGGGAGUGUACCUCCCAUGUCAUUGUUCAAAAACAAGAAGGUGCGUGGCUUCUGGCCUGUCAUGGCCAAGGAUAAGUCGACUGGAGAAGACCUUCUACAGGGUAAGAUUGACCUUGAGCUUCACCUGUUGACAGAAGAGGAGGCUCAGAACAGCCCUGCAGGGGUGGCUAGAGAAGAGCCAGAUCCCCUACCCAAACCAAACCGUCCAGAUACUUCCUUUCUGUGGUUCAUGAACCCAUGCAAGACAUUACGUUAUGUCAUAUGGGAGAACUUUAAAUGGAAGAUUUUGAAAGCCUUCUUGUUCCUGUUAUUAGUUGCAUUCAUGGCCUUGUUCAUCUAUAACGCCCCUGGAUACACUGUUAAGAAACUAUUUGGGGCAUAACCAUGGCUCUUUAAUUUACAUUCGCCCAGACUCGUCAUUCCUGUGGUUUAUGAAUCCUCUUAAGACUUUGAGGUAUGUCAUCUGGAAUAACUACAAGAAACGGAUCAUCAUGUUUCUCAUCUUCUGUCUGCUUGUCAUCUUUAUAGCACUCUUUGUGUAUAAUGCCCCUGGCUACACUGUCAAGAAGAUAUGGGGUGCAUAAUGUGAAUACAAUG
Messenger RNA from Owenia fusiformis, 6679 nucleotides. Lineage: Eukaryota; Metazoa; Annelida; Polychaeta; Sabellida; Oweniidae. The record is from the annotation of a GenBank genome assembly.